GUCUCAAAUAAAAAUAUAAGAAAAUCGUGCUUAAAAAUUGAAAAUAUUUGCAAACAUGAAACAAGAUACAUUUAUUUUACCACACAGUAAUAUCCCAAGCCAUUCAGAUAAAGUUCUAAUCGUAUCAAUAAUUGGAAAAACAGCAUACAGUUCAUUUAGCCAGAAAACGAAACCUUUGGGUCGUGUAUUUGGUGGUGAAUCUGAAACGAAUAGCGAUUCGGUAAUUGAAGGUCUAUAUGAUGAGCCAAAUCAAAUCAUUUAUCUACAUUUACGGGGAUUAUUCGAUACAGCGACACUCAUUAAAAAUUAUGAAAAUUUAGUUGAACGUGCCAAAAAUGCAUGUGAUGAAAAUGAAUCAGACACAUAUGUUCCUGAUUUUAAUAUCAUUUAUAACCAAGUGAAAAACGCUUAUGCCAGAGCUAUGCUUUUACUUUUUCAUAUUUCUCAUAUUAUCGUUCUCAGUCAUCCAGGAAGUACAUUUGAUUUAAGUUACUUACAAAUGUUUAAAGCUAUUGAAAAUGCUCGCCAAAAAUCAGCAAUGAAUGUUUCAGAUAUUUUAAAAAAUAUUCCAAAUAUAAGUUCUGAAUGGAUCGCUAACAGACGGUUGUGUACACCACGAUUGGUAUUCUAUUUUGAAACAUGCCCCAAAGAGAUUGUUAAAAAGGGCCAUGCAUCAAUAAAGAAAUUGGAACAUGCAAUUGAAGAUAAAGUUUAUCAUAUAUUCCGGAAAGCGAAAAUUCUUAUAAAUAAUAGUUCAAAUUGUUUAUUUGCAAUACCACCAAAUCAAGAGUAUGUUUACAUGAAUACCGAAUAUGAUCCAACUACAGAUCGUUUAGCUUACGCAUUACGCAGUCUCUUGCAAUCAUGUAAACAAACAAAUAUUUCCUCAAAUCAAACAACUGGUAUAAAUACCGGUGGUAUUCAAUUAGAUUUUACGUAUGCUGUGCAAACAGAUUCAUCAACAGUCCAAGAAAAACGAUCAUUUGUAAAAUUUUUACAAGUGCACACAAAUCACGCAUUUGUUAAAGGGUUCGAUGAUAGUCUUGGUCGAAAUACGUCACGUGCACAUUUUGAAAUGCCAUCAGUUGAUAUUUGGUUUCAAGUUGCAAAUCAAUUGUAUAAAUUAUUUUGUGAUGUUAACGAAGAAACCUCAGUUCGUGGAUUAUCGGCUUUAAAUAUUGAUACUAGAUUUUCAGAACAACGAUGCCUGAAAGUGUUACCGUUAGCUGUUGCACGAUAUCAAGAAAAUCUUCCACCACAUUAUACCAGAUCGUAUCAUGAAAGUCGGCUAGCAGUUGCUAUGACAGUAUUUACAAAUCAUGCCAGAGGUCCAAUGUUUGAAAAAUAUAGCAAGCAAUUAAUUGAAGAAUGUGCACAACAUUUUGAAAAUGGGCGACAAUUAUGUGAACAACCAAGUCUCACAGGAAAUCCUUGCACUUUACCAAAACAUGAUAAUGAAAAAGAUCAUUGCAGUGGCGUACGCUAUGUGGCCGCAUGUGAUUGUGGGCGCUCACAAGGAUCACGUGAAGAUCCAUACAAUGUACGCUAUGCAAAUCACACCUUUUAUCAGAAGUUGAUGCGUGAUUGUAAUUGUAAUCAUUUGGAACGUAUUGAUUUUCCUGUAUUUCAACCAUCAACAAAAGAAUAUCGUGCUGCUAAUUUAUUUUCAAGUUUGUCAACACAAUAUCACAGACCAGCACGAUCAGUUGAUAUGAUUAGUUCAGAUCGUUUAUCGGACAUUUCAGCUGAAAGUGAUUUAAUGGUACCAUCAAAAUCAGGGCUUAGCCCAGCACAUGCUCAUUCAGAAAUCAAUGAUAUCGAAUUAGAAUUAAUUGAUGAUGCUGAACAGAAAGAUAAAAAUUUGGUACGACAACCAAGUACUACAGAAUAUUUACCAGGCAUGUUAACGCUAUCAUCUCCAGCGGGACUAUUACCACAAUUUCCAAGUUGGAGUUUAGUUUGUUUAGGUCCAAGUUCUCUUUAUAGUCAUAAUGUUGGAUUAACAGAUCCACAUCACCCUGGCUUUUUACCAUUUUCAAAUUUUUUAUUACCUUGGGAUGUUACUGUCAAAUCAUCACAUGGAAAAUCACCAUGGCCGAUUGUAAAUGAAAAUCGAAAAUAUAAUUCCAAUAGUGUACUUUCACGAUCGAAUCAAAAGAAAAAUAAAGGAAAUACAGCACCAAGUGGCUCUAAUAAUGAAGUCACUGUUAAAGUUUUUGUUGGUAUUGAGUAUGAAUGUCCUAGAGGUCAUAGAUUCAUGAUGUCGUCUCCAGAUAAAGUGUUACGUGCUUCAUCUGGCAUUGUAAAAGAAUCUGGACAUAAAGUUACAACAUCAGAUAUGCCAUUAUUUUUCAAUUGCCCGUGUCGUCCCAAUAAGCCAUUGGUCGCUCAAUUAAUGCGUGUUCAUGUCGUUACACCAAAAAAUUUAGUUUUUAUUACCUUAUGUCCAAAAGUUCAACCAGGCAUUGGUGCUCCAGUAUUUAUACCGAGUUUCGAACAGUCUAUUAAACUAACACAAAGUACAUAUUGGAUUUUGCGUUUACCAUAUGUUUAUGUUGCGGAUCGUGAACCAUUUUUACCUCCGUUACAUGCACCAACAUCACAACCUCCUGCAAGAUUACUUCAAGGAAUGUGGGGAAUUCUCAAUGCCUAAUAAAUAGUGUAUUAGAUAUUUAUUAACAAUAAAAUUAAUGUUAAUUUA
Chrysoperla carnea is the source of this 2701-nucleotide messenger RNA. Its product is annotated as protein SMG8. Gene Ontology annotation, biological process: nuclear-transcribed mRNA catabolic process, nonsense-mediated decay. Bases 56 to 2653 code for a protein of 865 amino acids. The record is from RefSeq and is a predicted model, not a curated record. The transcript is spliced from 10 exons. Lineage: Eukaryota; Metazoa; Arthropoda; Insecta; Neuroptera; Chrysopidae.